AUGCCGCCCCAGGCACCCCUGCGCGCCGGCCACAUAGGGCCGCAGGCACCCUCUCCGGAAGUUGCCUUCCCCAACGGCAAUGACGAGGAGGAGGUGCCACCAGACCACCGCUUCGGACCCCUGCGGGUCGAUCUGACGCCGCCCCAACCACGCGAUGCUCCACCCGGAGAUCGGGCACCCUCCGCCGACGCCGAGGACGCCUGGAACCAGGCCGUCUCCCUGUCGGACGAUUGGGCGCUCUCGGACCUCUGGGCGCGGCAUACGACCUGGUCUCCGACGACGAGGGCCGUGACAACCGCACACCGUCGUCACUACGACCCAACCGGCGAUGACGGCGACGACAGCGACGCGACCGUCCUGUACGACCCCACCGCGGAAGACAGCCGUGACAUACGGAGGAGGCGCACCACACCGCCGCACCCGAGCGACAACCGGGCCCCGCCGUACAUGGGCGAGGUAGAAGCCGCCCUGAUAGAAUGCUCCGGAGAAAUCCCGGUGGACGUAUUCGACCGGGGAAGCGGCACCAACACCGCGUCAACCAUCUCGGCCGACGAGGACGAGGCCAGCCGGGAUGGCCGCCAGUCAGACGCCUCGCGACCACCUUCCACCGGACCCGCCGAUGACGCAUCGGCAUCGACAAUCUCGGCCGACGAGGGCGAGACUAGCCAGGACAGUGACUGGUCCUACGCCCCGCGAUCGCCGCCCCCACGCUGGACUCCACCCAGCACCACGCCGCUACAAAGCUGGCCCCCAGCCACUACCAGUCGCAGCCGACCCCCUCCGCCCUCCUACGAGGAAAUAUUUGGCCUGGGACCAUACCCCGGUCCUCACGCUACCGCCCGAUGCGCCGCGGUGGCCGCCAGUCGCGAUCCUCGACCCCGCCUGCCCACCAUUGCGGAGCUGGCCGCAGAAGAGGCGCGCCGAAGGGCGGAGGACCUCAGCGAGGAGCUCGGCAUCCCGCAGAUGGCCCAGUUGCCAGUCGGCAACCCACCGGUUGCCCAACCGCCGACGAAUGGCCCACCACCAUCACCGACCCCACGCCGCCGAGCCCGGCGCCGGAGCGCACCAUGGGCAGACAGCCCGUCAAGCUCGUCCGACGAGUCAUCAUUGGACGCCGACGAGGGAGCCCUCGACCCUCCCCGCUGGGUACCGGCCCCAGUGGAGUGGACCACGCCCAACGGCACAUUGCCAGCCGCCUUGCUCCGCCGGAUUCACGGGCGCCUGGCGACACCAAGACGACGGACAAUCCGGAUUCUGGAGGAGGAGGCGAAUCAACGCUUCCGCGUCCAGAUUAACCGCAGCGGGAAGGUGAUCAUCACUCUCCACCCCUCCCGAAGAUAG
Molecule: messenger RNA, 1341 nt
Organism: Drosophila kikkawai
Lineage: Eukaryota; Metazoa; Arthropoda; Insecta; Diptera; Drosophilidae
Source: RefSeq, a predicted model, not a curated record